AUGAAACGCCCUCCCCCACCAUAUCUGCAAACCUCUACAAAUGGUAAUAGAACCUCAAACCCGUCACCUUCUCCCUCGAGCGCUUCCAAGAGGUUGCCGGGAAGUGCAGCUCCGCUCAGUGCAAAUUCUCAAAAUGGUGUCUAUGGGAAUGGCACAGGCCCGCGUCCGAAUCGUCAACGGAAAGAAUCACAACGCAUGGGAGAGCCAACAGGACGUCCGCAGAGGCUUGCGACGAGGAAUGGUGUUGUAGAUGGGCUCCCUCUUGAGAGGCGGUCCGCGAAGAGGUAUCCAGAACCGUAUGUUCCGAGCGAAUCGCAUAUCCUCCGCAAAUUCAAGGGCCACCUGCCUUCCCUUAUUGUACAUCUACACCCGACCCAUUUUCGAUUCGACCAGCAAGAGGGAAGUUUCAGCUAUCACUCCGAAAUGCGCAUGUUUAUCGAGCACUUACAGAAGAGGACUAUACCGCAUGACAUGCUUGAAGAGCUUCGGAAGUCUGAUGUGCGAUUCUAUGACGGCUGGCUGAUUGUGCGUGUCGUCGAUCACAAGUCGGUGUCAGCCACUGCCGGGUCUGCUUCCAAUACUUCUUCUGAUGACCAGUAUUCAAUACAUAAUCACAAUCCGUACAUCACACCUUCACCAUGGCGACCUUACCCACUCAAGAAUCUGCUCAGAGCUGAAGGGGAACGGAAAUCACCACCACUCAAACAGGAGCCGAAUGAAGACUCUUCAAUUCGUCCAAAGAGUGCAUCGUCAAUGAAUAUCCAAAACGGACUCCAUGAGGCAUCGCCCAAAUCUCGACAACCACAACCGAAAAUCUACCACGUUGCUCUUCGCCCCACAGCACUAUCUAAACACAUGGAUCUUGUCAUCGACUCAAUGACGCCGGAUCCAAAAGCUGUAAAUCGACGGCAAUCGCAAGCGUAUCCUACUGCGCGAACGCCAUCGUCUUCCAUGCCUCCACCAACGCCUCUUUCCGCAGUGCCAUCGACACCUUCUGUUGAGCGUGGGCCUCCAACCAAGAAGCUCAAAAUGAAAAUCGAAUCCAAGGACUUGCUCGAAUAUGAAGCAAGAAUCGUCAACUCCACCGCACCGCCUUUGUUCCUAGAUGCUCUGAAUAGUCUUGACGAAGCUCAGAACUUACUUGAAUUUCUCAAAGACCCUUGGCAUGAUGAGCCUCCACCAUCACCGAAAGGACGGAAGCGGACCAUUGCAGAGCUUGCAGCGGACGAUGCUCUUGCGAAGGAACAAGAACGUUUCAUGCUCAUUAUGGAUGAGCGCAAUAUUGGAAGCUCGGCCACCGCUAAUGCAACCAAUGCUGACGGCCCGGCAGCUGCGACUCUAUUUCAACCACGAUUCGAGAAAUUCAAUGCUCUGGAGAACAUCAAGUCACAGCAUGCCGAAAACAAGAGGCUCGAAGAGGAGCGGAAAUCCCAACAAGACCAUCAGCGACGCAAUCACCAGAGAGAGGAAGAAGCAAGAAGAGUCCGCGCUCAUGAGCAACAACAGCAGCAGCAGCAGCAGCAGCAACAACAACAACAACAACAACAACAGCAACAAAGAAUGGAGGAAACGCGUCGACAACAGAUGGCACAGUUGCAGAUGUCGCAGCGUCAUGCAGGUAUCCAAGCCACGGUAGCUACGACAGGGCAGCAACAGCAGCAACCGGGCACCAAUCACAUCAAUGGAAUUUCUGCUGUACCUCCUAAUAUGCAGAAUCAUAUAGCCCAUGUCUCCCAAGCUCAAAGAUCAUCCCCCGUGGUUCGUACCAGCACGCCUCAUGCCCACUCCUCACCACUUGUUGGGCACGUGUCACAUGCGAGCCAGAGUGUGAGUAUGGCUCCGACGUCUUCGAAUCAGGGAGCCGCAGGAAGCCCACCGCGGCCUGAAUCGGGCAUGCAACAUGGCCACCCCGGAGUUGCUAUGACUAGAGGGCCAAGUGGGCAAGGCUCAAGCAGACAUGGCACACCACAAAUUUCUCAGGGCACCCCAGCAAUGAGACACUCGACGCCGGUAGUCAGACAAGUCACUCCUACGAGUCGGAUGAACAACGCCAGCCCACAUGUGGGCAUGGUAGCUCCAACUCCACAUAUGUCUCAGGGUGCAAUGAUGAAUGGGGUGAAUGGCAUGUCUGGAAUGGCAGCACAGAACGCUGUCAUGGGUGCGAAUCGUCAACAGCAGCAACAUCAACUACAGAACUUCAAUCAGCCGGGAAAUCCCCAUACACUGACGCCUGAGCAAGUUGCCUAUCGCCAGAGGCAGCAACAUACUCUCCAUCAACAACGAGCAAUGCAGCAUCAGUUGCAACAGCAACAACAGGAUGGCCAGAAUCCCCAAACUUUCCAGCAACCACCCAGUGCACAAAAUGCUUUUCCACACACAACCGCCAAUUACAACGCGCAGCUCCACAAAAUGACCCAAGAUCUCAUGCAAGCUCAAGCUGCGGCAGCUGGCUCUCCGCCCCAAAAUCACGCUCCUCACCAACAAGCUGUCCAGAUGAACCACCAUCCGUCGCAGAGCGGCAUGCAAUCUCAGGUUCCAGGUCAACAACAGCAACAACGACCCGCUCAGCCCACCAAUCCAGCGCAAGUGCAGCAAUUCUUUACUCAACGCCUGCGCGUGGUGCAGCAACACCUGUUCCAAACGCUCGCUAAUCAGCACUAUGGCGGGAACCCUCAACUGAUCCAACCAGCACAACGGGAAAUCCUCCAGCAACGUGCCAAACAGCAAGUCAUGCAUGAGAUAACACAGCGGGGGAUGCUCAAUCCAGCACAGAGGCAAGGUCAGAUAACACAACAACAAAUGAUGCAGAUGCAGCAAGCUCAACAGCACGGUCAAGGCAGCCCGCAGAAUAUUGCCCUGAUGAGACAGCAAAUGAUGCAGCAGCAGGCGAUCCAACAACACCAACAGCAGCAGCAACAGCAGCAGCAGCAGCAACAACAACAACAACAACAACAACAACAACAACAACAACAACAACAACAACAACAACAACAACAACAACAACAACAACAACAACAACAACAACAACAACAACAACAACAACAACAGCAGCAGCAGCAGCAACAGUAG
Molecule: messenger RNA, 3069 nt
Organism: Endocarpon pusillum Z07020
Lineage: Eukaryota; Fungi; Ascomycota; Eurotiomycetes; Verrucariales; Verrucariaceae
Exons: 2
Coding region: 1-3069 (1022 amino acids)
Biological process (GO): regulation of transcription by RNA polymerase II
Cellular component (GO): SAGA complex
Molecular function (GO): transcription coregulator activity
Source: RefSeq, a predicted model, not a curated record